GCAGAUGUGUCUCAUUCACCGUAGAUGCCAGAUUUUGACGGUCUAAUUUAUUUAGCGGAGCGGUGUUAUAGCCGAACACAGUGUUGUCUACAUUAUCACAAUCCUUUCUGUUCGUAACAAAGUCUCGUUUCGCUGGACAUAUUUGCAGACGACAGUGAACGCUCGAGUUAUGUACGUUGCAGUGUCGGGGUGAUAUGUGCGAUGUUUACUUGGUGUGUACAUAACAAUCCCUAGUCGGCCACGUGAGAGACCACUGAUCACAACAGUUAUAUAUCGGCCUCGUGGACCGUGUACGGUCUCCUCGAGUUGUAAAGCAUUACGAGGGAUUUCUCGUCUCUGUGAAAUUUACAAAUAAACUCGGACUUAAACUGUGGACAUUAGCCAUACGGAUUUAGCACGCAUUUAGAUGUCUAAUGCUAAAUCACCACACAUCGUGACCAAAAUGACGAACGGGUCGGAGGAAUGCUCUGCCGUUGUGAAUGGAGUUACAAUGCAGCAAACCGGAAAUGACCAAACCGGAAAUGGUUCCAUGUUUGGCAAUAAUGUAAAGGCAUGCGCAGGAUGUGGUGGGCGGAUACUUGACCGUUUCCUGCUGCACGCGAUGGACAGAUACUGGCAUACGGGCUGUCUAAAAUGUUCGUGCUGCCAGACCAAGCUAGAACAUCUGGGCUCGUGUUUCUCCCGGUCGGGAAUGAUCCUGUGCAAGAACGAUUAUAUUCGGUUAUUUGGGUCCAGUGGGUCGUGUUCGGCAUGUGGUCAGAGCAUUCCUGCUAGUGAGUUUGUUAUGAAGGCCCAAGGAAACGUAUACCAUGUCAAGUGCUUCAAAUGUGUUACCUGUCACAAUCAGCUUUCCACCGGCGACCGGUUCAGUAUUUUCAAUGGCGGACUAUUGUGUGAACAGGACUAUCCCAAAGUUAUGAAAGGUCACGUGAUGGGAUCCACUAGGGGGAGCCACAAGGUAUGUUGAAUUUGUGAGAGGAAGGUGAUGACGUCACGACGAGGACAUGUUCAACUUAAUUCGCUCAACUCCAUGAAGGAACUUUGGGAUCUGUACGCUGUUAAGAGACUACGUACUGAACUGUUACCGAGUUUCUGUAUCCUUUACGUGGUCAUGGUGUUAGGUCACGCGGAUCUGAAAUGCUAACAGUUGUUUUAUCAACCGGAAAUGCUUCUGACGCAUGUCAAAAGACUACAGAGAUAUCCGGUAUGGGACCAAUGGACAUCAGUAAGUGAUGACGACUGUCUGAUCUGACGUCAACUCGCAUGUACUGGCGGCGUUACAGUCGUGAUUCAGUUUAGCUUUCUGUAAUACUGUUUCUAUGGCAUUUCGUUUCUACAAUGUAAUGUUGUAUCGGGAGGACGAUAUUCCGAAACUUGUGAAGUUAAAACGAGGCUUGCUGAAAUCACGCGAGACACUUUGUGACAAACCACGUGUUGAUUGUGUGUACAGGACUAACUAUACAGUUUCCUACGUACUAAUGUAGUGUCAUCCGUGGUACCGACGUAUACUGGUACUGUCGAAAUUAAUGUGCAAUCAAAUUCAGACUUUUAUCCUGAAAGGUAAUCCGUGCAAUGAAAUACAUGUAACAUUAAUCAUCCGUGAACAUGUUAGUGAUAUUUACACAGUUCUGUAGAGUGAUACAUGUGUCUGUUUACAGAAAUUUAUUCCUGGGAAUGUGACAAUGCAAAAACUAUGUAUACCCGCUAAAACAAACUGAACAUCAAGCUAUACUUCAUACUAACCUGGCUUAUUGCAAUAAUGUUCUGGCCUUUUUAAAGUGAAAUGUUUUGAGUUUUAACUUAAAUUCCAACAGGGAAUCUGAUGAGUAAAUUGUGAUUGUCACAAUGAUAUCAGCAGAGUCCUUUAUGCUGUAGAUAAUGUGAAACGUAUCCAUAGGACCUGUCACAGGGACAUGGCACACAAUGUAUGUCUCACAUACAUGUAAUACGUAUCACAUAGAUAUAGGUAUGGAUUAUGGGUGGGACUUUUUGUGCAAAGUCCCUGUGUGAUGCAUACACAAUGCGGGUGACCAGUUUUCCAAUGCCUAUCCAUUAUAACCGUGGGCUAUCUAGUUGUGGAAUAGGAUAAUUAACAGGGAAAUAUAUAACAUACAUAUUUCCAUAGAAAGUGGAAAUACGCUUUUGUUGUGUGUGAUUAUAUUUAUGUUACCCGGUACUGUACAAUUUCUACAUAUUUUGUUAAUACUCAUUUUUUGUUUUAUUUGACGUCACAGUAAAGGGGACGUUAGGAUGCCACAGAAAUCCACACUCAUUUAAAAAUUAUCCAAGCCUUUCAGGAAUUAGUGGUGAAAGCUGUUUCUAUCUGUGAAAAUUUGCAGUCUCUGUACUCGAAGGUUGAUUGCACAUUCGAGGAAAGAUAUCGCACGUAUAUAUAAUAAAAUAUUUUAAAAAUAAAUAAAAACCUUUAAACAAGUCUAUUAAACAAUAGAAUACCCUAGGCUAUGGGGUAUGAUACUUCUUAUCAAUUUGACAAAAUAGUUAAAUUUUAAACAUGAACAAUUUGAGUAUCCGCAAACAGAAAAACAAUGUUAUACAAUCAUAUCUACUGUGCUGGGUAGUGCCUUCCGUAGACAUCAGCUGAUAUAACGAGUGUUACGCACGCUUGUAAUUUUCACCAAUUUACGUAAUGGACGUGCGGCUACAAGUAGUUUUAUACAAUAUAAUGGGGAAUUACGCAGACAAGUUGAUAUCAGUUUGUUACAAAUGUACUCAGACGUACACGUGAAGUAUGCGUGUGUACAAAUGUGUGUGGUCGCGCCACGUGUUAUAAUUACACGAUUUAUAAUUAUGUACAUUUGUAUAGGAGACAUUGUGAUGUGAAUUAUGUUACGUAAGAAAAAUGUGCUGUGAAUUUUUCUUGAAAUCCAUACAGAAAUAAACCUGUUACGAAGAAAACUA
Molecule: messenger RNA, 2919 nt
Organism: Pecten maximus
Lineage: Eukaryota; Metazoa; Mollusca; Bivalvia; Pectinida; Pectinidae
Product: LIM domain transcription factor LMO4.1-like
Exons: 4
Coding region: 407-967 (186 amino acids)
Source: RefSeq, a predicted model, not a curated record